This is a messenger RNA of Triticum dicoccoides, 627 nucleotides long. RefSeq names its product calmodulin-1-like. The record is from RefSeq and is a predicted model, not a curated record. The transcript has a single exon. Lineage: Eukaryota; Viridiplantae; Streptophyta; Magnoliopsida; Poales; Poaceae. Gene Ontology annotation, molecular function: calcium ion binding. The coding region runs from base 88 to 363 and encodes 91 amino acids.
GAGGCCUCAAACCAUCCAUCGCCUUAGCUACCAUAGCAUCUCGUCUCUGCAACUGUAAGAGUUCUGAGCUUGCUAACGCGGCCGGACAUGGCGAUCAGGGGGAUACCUUCGCAGCGGGAGAUGACGGUGGAGCAGUUCAAGGAGUGGCUGAAGCAGUUCGACGCGGACGGCGACGGCCGGAUCAGCAGGGCCGAGCUCCGCGAGGCCAUCCGCAGCCGCGGCGGCUGGUUCACCACCCUCAGGGCCGGCCGCGCCGUCCGCCGCGCCGACAGGGACAAGAGCGGCUUCGUCGACGACGCCGAGGUGGAGAACCUCGUCGCCUUCGCGCAGAAGGAUCUCGGCAUGAGGAUCUCUGCCUGGUAGCCGCCUGCCUAGGCUGGCUCCAUGGGGUUUUUAUCUGCUAUGCUAUGCUCGGCCUACUGAACGAAAACAAACUAAGCACUCCGUACUCCCUGCCUAGCUAGCGUCGUGUGAAAUAGGUUGAACUUGACAUGCAAACUUCUCCUGAAUAAUAUGUGUAAUAUCAGGAGAUUUAGUUGAGGUUCGCCACUAUGCAGUUACUUCAUUAUGGAGUGUUUGUGUACGAGUACUAUUACGCUGGAAUUUGAUGCUGCGCCCCUUAGAACA